UUUUAUUUUUUUUUGAUUUGAUAUUUCCAAAGAUCUUUAAUUUAUUUAUAUAUUCAUUUAUAUAUUCACUUCUUUACUCAAAUUUAAUGUUUUUUCUUUUGUUGUUAGUUUGAUCAUUUAGGUUUUUGAGGGAAGAAAAGGUCUCAUUUUUGUGGGAUUUUUGAAGAGUUUUUGAGUGGAUUUAUGUCGGAAAAUUCCAUUCUGGAAUUCACAAGAGCUCCUUCAUUGAGGCUCAACCCAGUCAUUUUUUCUUACUCUUGUAUGCUUCUAAUCUUCUGCUGCUGUUGUUCUUCAAUGCGAUUGAGGCCUAAAAGGACUUGUUCUGGAGUAGAGUGUUUUGGGGGUUUUCAUAUAAAAAGAUUCAUAGAUCUAUUCCUUUUCUUCCGAGAAACUCUCACUUGAUAGAAAGUAAUCAUUUUUAUUUUCCUUGAUUUUUUUUUUAUUUUCAGAAAUUUUGCAGGGUUUUGAGGGUUUUAGCCAAAGAGGAUUACUUUUUUUCUUUUCUGUUCUACAUCUAGGAAGAAAUCAAACCAAAAAUGUUGGACCUUCAAAACCCAUUGUUGACCCAAAACAGUUUUUACAACAAGACUAGGAGUACCAAACCCUUAAGAAAAGUUAGGGUUAUAUGUCAUGAUCCAGAUUUGACUGAUUCUUCAUCUGAUGAAGAAAUAGUAAGUAAGAGAAAAAGAGUAUCUGGAUCAAAGAAACAAUUUAUUAAGGAGAUUAAUUUGCCAUCAAAUAUUAUGAACAAGUACCAAUUAGUUGCUUUGACUGAGAGUUCUUGCCAUAGUAACAAUGGGAGCAAAAACCCUGAGAAGAAAAGAAGGGUUUUAGGCAUUCCCAAUACCAAAAAACCAUCUUCGUCUAAGUAUAGGGGUGUUAGGCAAAGGAAAUGGGGAAAAUGGGCAGCUGAGAUUCGUGACCCGAUUAAAUGUAAGAGGGUCUGGUUGGGAACUUUCAAUACUGCUGAGGAAGCUUCUAAUGCUUAUGAACUUAAGAGGAAUGAGUUUCAAUCUGUUUUAGCUGAGAAAAGCCAGAAUGCUUCAUGUUCUGUUGCUACUACUAAUACUACAUUAUCUGCUUGUCAUCAAUCCCAAAACCCCACUAUUUCCGAGGAAUUGGAGAGUGUUGUAUCCCUCAACUCUCCUGCAUCUGUACUUGAAAUGGAUACAUCCGUUUCGCAGAUGAAACCUUGUACCGAUGAUGAGGAAAAGAAGCAAUUUAAUGAGUCUUCGAUUUGUGUUGAGGAGAACUUGGCUAUUAUGACCUCGAUCGAGGAGGAAUUCCAACUUAGUGAAUUAUUGCAUGGUCUUGACUUUAAAGAGGAGCUUGAUUCGUCGCUUAAUCUUGGUGAUUUAGAACUGUUUACAGCAAUGGAUGCAUUAGAUGAUGAUUUUCAAAUUGGUGGUUUUGAUUGUCAAGACACAACGAGUGUUCUCCCUGAGUUUACGUUCGAUUUCGAUCUUGAUAAUCUCGGCAAUGAGUGGAAUGAUGAGUUUGCUGGAUGGAUUGAUGAAACCCAUCAUGUUGCAGCUCUGCCCUUAAGUUUUGUAGCUAGUAAGUAAUACUUUAGUAGAAUAUAUUAACUUUGUUAUUAUAUAGGAAAAGUAUUCAGUUUUGUAUAAUCAAAUCUUAGGAGUUUUAAACUUAUGCUCUUGAGAUUGAUUGUUUUUGAGUGAGUUGAGUUGAGUAUUAAGGGUUGUUUGAUGAGAAAGUUGAGACUAUGUAGAGAUGGAUGAGGAAUGAGUUUUUGUUUUAAUUUUUGAAGUGAGAAAGGGUGGAAUCCUAUGGUUUUCCUGUGCUGUUAUAGCAGUCCAUUGGAUUCUUCUCUGCUUAAACAAUGUUAUUAUCAACUAUGGUAUCUGUUUGUAAUUCUCAUUUUCUCUUUAUCUCAGUUUUCACCAUAAUAGAUAAGACUAUGCAAGUAUUACAAGAA
Amaranthus tricolor (Joseph's coat) is the source of this 1936-nucleotide messenger RNA. Its product is annotated as ethylene-responsive transcription factor ERF118-like. Gene Ontology annotation, biological process: regulation of DNA-templated transcription. The record is from RefSeq and is a predicted model, not a curated record. Lineage: Eukaryota; Viridiplantae; Streptophyta; Magnoliopsida; Caryophyllales; Amaranthaceae. Gene Ontology annotation, molecular function: DNA binding; DNA-binding transcription factor activity.